Messenger RNA from Equus quagga, 1953 nucleotides. RefSeq names its product MAD2L1 binding protein (gene MAD2L1BP). Gene Ontology annotation, biological process: regulation of exit from mitosis. Gene Ontology annotation, cellular component: nucleus. NCBI's taxonomy places the organism in Eukaryota, Metazoa, Chordata, Mammalia, Perissodactyla, Equidae. Bases 62 to 886 code for a protein of 274 amino acids. The record is from RefSeq and is a predicted model, not a curated record. The transcript is spliced from 3 exons.
UUCCCAUGAUACCCUGCGGGGCGCCUAUUCAAACCGCACUGAGAGGAGGGAGGAGGUCGUGAUGGCGGCACCGGAGCCGGAAGUGCUGUCCUCGGCCGCAGUGUCUGAUUUGGAAUGGUAUGAGAAGUCGGAGGAAACCCACGCUCCUCAAAUAGAACUACUUGAGACCACCUCUGCUCCACAGCCUCCCAACCCUUCGGAGCCCUUUUGCCCCAGAGACUGCACGGUGCCAGUGGUGUUUCCCGGGCCUGUGAGCCAGGAAGGCUGCUGUCGGUUUACUUGUGAACUUCUGAAGCAUAUCAUGUACCAACGGCAGCAGCUCCCUCUGCCCUAUGAACAGCUUAAGCAUUUCUACCGGAAACCUUCUCCCCAGGCAGAGGAUGUGGUGAAGAAGAAACCUCGAGCCACUGCUGACAUGUGCAGCAGGAAAUGCCAACAAGCCCUGGCAGAACUGGAGAGUGUCCUCAGCCACCUAGAGGGUCUCUUUGCCCGGACACUAGUACCACGGGUGCUUAUUCUCCUUGGCGGCAGUGCUGUAAGUCCCAAGGAGUUCUAUGAGCUUGACUUGUCCCGCUUAGCCCCCAACAGCAUGGACCAGAGCCUGAGCACGGCAGCUUGUUUGCGUCGUCUCUUCCGAGCUAUUUUCAUGGCUGAUGCCUUCAGUGAGCUGCAGGUUCCUCCGCUCAUGGGCACCAUCGUCAUGGCACAGGGGCAUCGCGACUGUGGAGAAGAUUGGUUUCGACCCAAGCUCAACUACCGAGUGCCCAGCCGGGGCCACAAACUGACUGUGACCCUGUCCUGUGGCAGAGCCUCCAUCCCAGCCACGGCCUGGGAGGAUUACAUUUGGUUCCAGGCACCAGUGACACUUAAAGGCUUCCACGAGUGAAUGGGGGUGCUUCUUAAUCAUGAACACAAUGGCUAAAUUAUCUUCUCUGCUGUGGCACCAAGUCGCUUGUCUCUUGCUUGGAGCUAGAGUUGCUUCCAGGUGAGAGGAAGGUACUAUCCUUCUGGCUGCCCGCCUCCCCUCCUCGGACUUCCUGGAGGGUUGAUGGUAUGGCUGUGGCUGUAAUAAUCAUCAUUGAACAACGUCUCUGAAUCAAAGGUUGAUUUUCCUGGUGGGUGCUGGGUCAGGCGUGUCUGUUUGGGGUUGGAAAGCAAACUUGGGCCCACAGACAGACACUCUUAUGGAGGUGGCCACUUUCUGCUUUUUGCUGCGGCCUUUCAGAAUUUUUAACAGGGACAUGAUAAUGUGAGUGUGACUCAUGAACUUAAAUAUAAAAUGAAUGAAUUCAUAGUAAAUUUUCCUGAAACUCUUGGCUUACAGAGAUUUUUCAGGCUUGAGGCUGGAGUAUUUUGUCUUUCUCCUUGGCCUCUAUGCUUCAAGACUUGCAGGGUUUUUUUACUAGUGGUUCUUUCUCUUCAUCAGCCCAGGCCAGUCUGGGAGGUUCAAUGACUUGGCCAAGGUUCUAUAAUAGUUUGAUAUCAGAGUUGGGGCUAGAGUCCUCAGCAGCUGAGUCCUAGCCCAGCGUUCUUUCCUCACCACAACUGGGUUUUCUGACCCUUAAAGUAUAUGUGCCCAAAGCAGAGGUCACGCAGGGGAAGGGGCUGAGAGACUGGGCUGAGAAGAGAAAACUGAUUGAAUUGUAGGCUAAAGCCCCAGGACUGCCCUGUGGGAUCAGCUCCCUGAGGCCAAGUGUCCCUCCUGGAGUUCUGCCCAGCCUGUCUAUUGCAGUUAUCUGGCGGCUGCUGUCAGUUGCUGUUGGCAAUAUUGUCAUUAGGCAAACCCUGCCCUCCUGCCUGUGGCAGUUCUUCCUCAGCUACACCUCUGACUUGGCCAUCCUGAUCCUUGCUGUUAUCCUCUCCGGUGUGGUGCUGUCCUUACCACUAAGCAUUGAUGUUUUGUCCCUGAGAACACCUGCGUAUUUCUGGAAACAAGUUGAAACAGAAUCCUUA